Messenger RNA from Rattus norvegicus (Norway rat), 1066 nucleotides. It is a transcript of the gene C1qc, whose product is annotated as complement C1q C chain. The transcript has 3 exons. Gene Ontology annotation, cellular component: cell surface; extracellular region. The record is from RefSeq and is marked validated. Lineage: Eukaryota; Metazoa; Chordata; Mammalia; Rodentia; Muridae. Gene Ontology annotation, biological process: signal transduction. The coding region runs from base 51 to 788 and encodes 245 amino acids.
GAGAACAGGACGUCUCUCUGAUUAGGCCUGAAGUCCCCUACAUGCUCAGGAUGGUUGUAGGAACCAGCUGCCAGCCCCAGCAUGGACUCUACCUGCUGCUGCUCCUUCUGGCCCUACCCCUCAGGAGCCAGGCCAACGCUGGCUGCUAUGGGAUCCCAGGGAUGCCAGGCCUGCCGGGAACCCCUGGGAAGGAUGGGCAUGAUGGACUUCAGGGGCCCAAGGGUGAGCCGGGAAUCCCAGCCAUCCCUGGGACACAAGGACCCAAGGGUCAGAAGGGCGAGCCGGGUAUGCCUGGCCAUCGUGGGAAAAACGGCCCCAUGGGGACCUCUGGGUCGCCAGGGGAUCCAGGCCCCAGGGGUCCUCCCGGGGAGCCGGGUGAGGAGGGUCGAUACAAACAGAAGCAUCAGUCGGUGUUCACGGUCACCCGGCAGACCGCGCAGUACCCAGCGGCCAAUGGCCUUGUCAAGUUCAAUUCCGCCAUCACCAAUCCUCAGGGGGAUUACAACACAAACACGGGGAAGUUCACCUGCAAAGUGCCCGGCCUCUACUACUUCGUCCACCACACAUCCCAGACGGCCAACCUGUGCGUGCAGCUGCUCCUCAACAAUGCCAAGGUGACCAGCUUCUGCGACCACAUGUCCAACAGCAAGCAGGUCAGCUCAGGAGGAGUACUCCUGCGGCUGCAGAGGGGCGACGAGGUGUGGCUGGCCGUCAACGACUACAACGGCAUGGUGGGCACUGAGGGCUCUGACAGCGUCUUCUCUGGUUUCCUACUGUUUCCUGACUAGAAUGGCAGGCUGGGUCCAGCACCCGGACGCCCGCCUCGCUCCCUCUGCUUUCCCCAUCCUCACUCAGACCUCUUCCUUCAGGAAGUCCACCCUGGUUCCUGACCCAUCAGCCCUCUGUCUCCUCAGAGUUUCUCUGGGAAUCACUGACUGGUUCCAUUCCAGUGGCAGUUUAUCGAGACCUUUAUGAGACUAUUUUUUUUUCAGGUGGGAAGAGAGAAAAAUAAAUAGAUCACUAAAUAAAUAUGCCUGGCCCAGAUUUCUCACUAGAAGGCCUCAAA